CAAUGACAAAUGUUGAAAAGCUCACCCGCUACACCAGGGAAGGCUUCCUGCAUCUGGGGGCUCUGGGGACCACCACUCUCUUGCCGGACACCCGCUGCCUUGUGGACAACUCUAAAAGCCGCUUUCCCCAACUUCUUGACUGUGACAAGGUCAAGAGCAGCCUACACAAGCGAUGGAAUUUCAUCCAGAACGGAGCUAUCAUGAAUAAAGGGACAGGCCGCUGCCUUGAAGUUGAGAGCCGGCCCAGCAUCGACCUUAUCCUCCGUAGCUGCACAGGGCAAAGAUGGACAAUUAAAAACUUCAUAAAGUAGAGCACUGUCCUCCAGAACCUGCUUUGAC
Gracilinanus agilis (Agile Gracile Mouse Opossum) is the source of this 339-nucleotide messenger RNA. RefSeq names its product polypeptide N-acetylgalactosaminyltransferase 17-like. The coding region runs from base 3 to 311 and encodes 102 amino acids. NCBI's taxonomy places the organism in Eukaryota, Metazoa, Chordata, Mammalia, Didelphimorphia, Didelphidae. The transcript is spliced from 3 exons. The record is from RefSeq and is a predicted model, not a curated record.